Messenger RNA from Epinephelus fuscoguttatus (brown-marbled grouper), 1821 nucleotides. It is a transcript of the gene cfap77, whose product is annotated as cilia and flagella associated protein 77. The transcript is spliced from 7 exons. The record is from RefSeq and is a predicted model, not a curated record. The coding region runs from base 280 to 1017 and encodes 245 amino acids. Lineage: Eukaryota; Metazoa; Chordata; Actinopteri; Perciformes; Serranidae.
AUCAAUCUGUUAUUCAUUUAUUUAUUUAUUUAUUUAUUUAUUUCGGAGGAGAUUCUCUCCGUGAAAAAAUAACUUCAUGUUUAUAAGAAGAAGUGCAGAGAGUUCUCACUCUGUUUGUUUUUAAUGUCAAACUUUUUCUUCAACUAUUUUUUUUUCAUGCCGCAGUUUUACGUCAAAGUUUAGCGUUCUGUUUCCAUAGCAACGGAGCAGAGAGACACCGGAGGACACGGACAACAGGAAGCCUUCAGCCUGCUCUUCAUCAUCAGUCACAGACGAAACAUGUCUUCACCCAGAGUGGGCGUCAUCAGAGACUCCAUGUUGACCAAUCCACUGCUCAUCAAGGCAUCUCUGGGUCAGAGCCAGACCAGAGGGAUGUCACUUCCUGGUCCAGACUUCACCUUUGGAACCAGAAGCUCACACAGAGAUGGAGGCGUGCCCGAGGUUCUGUCCAGCUGGAGCGUUCAGUCCAGACGAGGAGACUCCGCCCCUCAUCGACCGCUCCCUCCAGACUUCGUGUCUCUGAACCGGGACGCCGUGAAGUCCGGUCUAGUGACAGCCAAAGAGCUGAGUCAGUACAGAGCUCAGAGGGGCGGAGUCAGGACCAAGAACCCCACCCCUAAGCAUCAGGAGGGCGGGGCCUCACAGCGCCAGACGGUCCCUGACAUCGUGUUUGGAGUCAAAACCAGGGCGUCGUCUCCUCUGUCCGACCUCCUCUCUCAUCAGUACGGGCGCCACUGGAUCGACGAACAGCUGAGCAGGAACCAAACCAGCGACCACAAACAGCUGCAGAGGAUAAGACCAGGAAAUAUUCCCGACACCAGGACGAGUCUCUUGAGGAGGAGCAGAGCACUUCCUGUCACACAGACGCCGUUCACACUGCCACGCUUCAAACAGGUUGCUCCUGCUCUCGACACCUUCAGGGACCAGGAGGCUCGUAUGCGGGCGUUCAGGGCUCAUCAGUCGGACUCAGUGUCCAGGAGAGGAGUUCAGGGUCUGGGGACGUACAGUCUGGACUGAGCUGAGGAGGAAACACGCUCAGCGUUAACACAAAUAAAAAAGAACACGCAUUAUAAAUCAGUGUGACGUGUUUUUAUCUAAAAUACAACCUGUGGUCAUCAGAAGAGGAGGAGGAGUCCCUCAGGGCUCUGUACCAGCUCCCUCACUUUUCUCUGUAUAAAUUAAAGCUGUUAUUAGAUCAUCAAAAGCUUCUUUGUAAAGAAAAAUAAAUCACCAGAAACUUUUAAAGAAAACAUGGUGGGUCUGAAAGGUGUGUUUAAAAGAAAAAAAAGCUUCUUCAAUAACUGCAUAAACAUUUUUAAAGAAAAAAAAUGCCAAAAUUUGAAAAAAGACAGUUAUCAAAACUUUUUUUUACAAAAACAACACACUGUUUGUUUGAAAGGCAUGUUUUAUUAAAGGAAACAAAAAGAAAUCCCCAAAAUAUUUUGAAAAAACAUCCAACAUCCAAACCUUCUCGUGGGUUUGGAAAAGUUUGGGCAAUUUUAAAGAGAAUAUUUUCUUAAAAAAAUGUCAAAAGACAAACAAACAGAAAAAGCCAAUAUAUUUAAAAUAAAUAAAUAAAUAACUAAAUAAAUAAAUAAGCCCCUCCCCUGAGCCAACAUUAUUUAAAGUGCCCCCCCCUUGCCCCGCCCCCCUCAUUAAUAACGAACAGUCCCUAACAUCUGUCUCCGUCACAUCAGCACACAGCUGCUCUCAGUGUGUCAGUGGAGCUGAUCAUCAGCAGCCGAUCACCUGAUCAAUAAUCAUCUCUCAGCAGAUGGACUUUUAAUUUCUGAAUCUUAUUUUUUUUUACUUCACUGAAUU